AUGUCUCCUGAUAAGCAAGACCAUUCGUACGAGAGCCAAGAAGUCCGACAUAUACAAAGUGAAGAUUUGGGAAAGCCAGAAAACCUUGAGGAUAUCACAACUGGACCAUCUCCGCCAUCAGAAUGGAUUCAAGGCUGGCGACUCGCAGCCAUUGCGCUAGGGACUUGCAUCGCUGUUGGUAUGACUCAGGCAGACUCUACUAUUGCAAGCACAGCAAUUCUUGUCAUCACUGAUGAUCUUGGUGGAUUCGACACCAGCCCGUGGGUUUUCACUGGAUAUUUAAUCACAUAUGGCGGUAUGGGCAGCUUCCCAAUCAUUUUAGCGCGCGUGUCGGAUAUAGUGGGAAGAAAAGCAGUCUUUUUGACUUGUUUACUCAUGUUUACAAUCUUUUCGGGAGCUUGUGGAGCUUCUCAGACGCUGCUUGAAAUGAUUAUGUUCCGAUGGGUUCAAGGACUUGGUGCAUCUGGUGUGUUGUCAAUUGGUACUCUGUACGGUUUCGAGCUGAGGCCGCCUGGAAAAUGGCCGGCAUACUCAGCCCUAAUUUCUCUUGCUGUGUCAAUUUCCCUAUCCAUCGCACUUGUCAUUGGAGCCGCCUUAACUCAGAUCGGGCAAUGGAGAUGGAUUUUUCUCAUUAAUGCUCCGAUUGGGGCCACUGGAUUUCUACUGCUUAUGUUAGGAAUGCCUUCAAAACUUCCGCGCGAGCCUGCAUCCCACGCUGCUAACGUAAAACGAUGGUAUCACAACUUGCAAAAGCUCGAUUUCCCAGGAGUAUUCGCGCUUGUUGGUGCCUCGGUGCUAUUGACGGCUGCUUUGGAACAAGCCGCGGCGGGAAGAUCUUUUGCUGCUCAUACCAUUAUUCCUCUGCUAGUUUUGGCGCCUAUUUUCCUCCUCGUGUUCCUUUUCUGGCAAUGGUUCUCCACUACAAGACCGGGACAGUCCAUUGCAGACCCAAUUCUUUCCUGGAAUUUGCUAUCCGACAGAGUCUUUCUCGGGGUACUCAUCAAUGCUUUCUUUUCUGGAGCCAUCAUUACAGUAUCUAUUGUUCAGAUUCCCCAACGCUUUAUAAUUGUCAAUGGCCUUUCGCCGAUCGAUGCAGGUGUACGACUGAUUCCAUUCACGGCGGUGAUGGCUUUUACGGCGGUGAUAAUGUCUAUCGUCCUGAGCAAGUCAAAUAUUCCAGUCCUGUACUGGCUUCUAUUUGGCGGCCUGCUUCAAGUCGCGGGGAUAGCAGGGUUUUCUCAGUUGUCAGUUAAUCAUGACAUCGAACCAUCACAAUACGGCUUUCAGAUAUUGGCUGGUGCUGGCGUCGGCAUGUUCAAUGUUGUACUAUUGCUGCUCACUCCUUAUGUUGUGGAGAACCAACACCUAGGUAUGAAGGGUACCUUUAACGAUGCAACCGAAGCUGAUAGGAGAAUAGCUGUCGCUAAUGGUGCCAUCAACCAGUUCAGACUCCUUGGAGGAUCCUUUGGGCUCUCGAUCGUAGUUUGUGCUUCAAAUUCAAGCCUUAGGCAUCACCUCCUCUCUAUCUUGGAGCCUUCUCAAGUUUCGGUGCUUUUGAGUCGUACUGAAACCAUUCUAGCGCUACCAGAUGCUACACAAAUUAUUGUUAGAAAGAUGUUUGGACAGAGUUACAAUCUUCAGAUGCUGAUCGUAAUUGGUUUUGCGGCUGCUAACAUCCCAGUAUCCCUAAUGUAA
This is a messenger RNA of Venustampulla echinocandica, 1695 nucleotides long. Its product is annotated as MFS general substrate transporter. The coding region runs from base 1 to 1695 and encodes 564 amino acids. Gene Ontology annotation, cellular component: membrane. The transcript has 6 exons. The record is from RefSeq and is a predicted model, not a curated record. Gene Ontology annotation, molecular function: transmembrane transporter activity. Gene Ontology annotation, biological process: transmembrane transport. Lineage: Eukaryota; Fungi; Ascomycota; Leotiomycetes; Helotiales; Pleuroascaceae.